This is a messenger RNA of Kuraishia capsulata CBS 1993, 1224 nucleotides long. RefSeq lists its product as uncharacterized. The record is from RefSeq and is a predicted model, not a curated record. The transcript has a single exon. Bases 1 to 1224 code for a protein of 407 amino acids. Lineage: Eukaryota; Fungi; Ascomycota; Pichiomycetes; Pichiales; Pichiaceae.
AUGCGCUUCUGCAUAGGGAAAUGUGCGGAGGUAAAGCACACUGGGGUUUAUAGCUAUCCAUACAUUAUCGCCGAUAUAUAUCCCUCUAGAUAUCUCUUGAAACAUCGUGGAAACCAAUAUAUCUACAAUAAUUAUAACCCAGAUUUGACAAUGAACACGGUUGAACCUUUGAGAUUUUACGACAGCAUCCUGCCGUACGCCAAAUGCACAGGCUCUAACUAUGAUAUAGGAUUUACUCAUGGAAAGGUUGGAGCCAAGCAGAUCAGGCAUUGUAUGAAAACCUACAAGAAUUUGUACAAAAUUGAUGGGGGUAUUGAAUGGCCAGACGCAAUUGCAAAAACACAACUGUUUGUGCCUGUUUUGAAAGAAAAAUGCCCCGACUUAUACGAGGAACUCCAAGGAGUUGCUGAUGGAUCAGGUUUCUCACUGGAAGACGUUGUAGCUUUAAACUGCAGAUCCGAAAUUUGUUUGACCACACACACAGAUGGCUGCACAUCUGUCUCGCAGAUCAACCCUGAUAACGGUGAUUUGUUCAUUGCACAAAACUGGGACUGGGUCGGGGAGAUUGUCGAUGGGUUGAUGAUUCUCGAUAUCGAGAAAGAGGGCAAGCCUAGAAUGAUCAUGGUAGCCGAAGCGGGAAUCAUUGGAAAAUACGGGUUCAAUUCCUCCGGCCUGGGUCUCGUGAUGAAUGCCAUAAUGUCAACGGCUUCGGAUUUUUCUCACUUGCCAAUCCACCUCGCCAUCAGAAAGUGCCUUGAGUGCGAAACGUUUGAGGAGGCGUAUUCGAGCCUACAGGAUAACGGGGUUGCAUCCUGUGUCAAUCUCAUGAUUGCUGACAAAUCUGGGAAAUUUGGUACAAUUGAGUGUUCUCCAGUUGGAUUUGUGCCUAUUCAACCGGUUGAUGGUCAAUCUUUCCACACCAACCAUUUAUUUGGUGAAACCAAGUUUGUGAAGGACUUCCCUCAGGACAACUCCAUUUUCAGACUCAACAGAGUAAAGGAACUAAGUGUUAGUGCGCCAGCAACUGCAAAUAGCAUUCGCGAGCGUUUGAGUGAUACUAAGAAUGCCCCAUAUUCUAUAUGUGGCUUUCUAAAGCCGGGCACAGGAAUCGGCACAUUUGUGACCGUAGACACUAUCAUCGUUAACGUGAACACCGGUGUUGGCGAGUUGAGCAUUGGAAAGCCAUGCGACAAUCCAACAAGGUACAAGUUAUUUUUUGAGUAA